AAAACCAGACACACCGCGCUGAGCAUCUGCUGAGAACAGCCAAGAAACCAAAGAAGCUGAAAAACAAACUGCCAACUGCUGCCAACUACCACAAUGAAGGCCACUCUUGCCAUUGUUGCUCUCCUUGUCCUGGCUCUUAGCUUGACCUCUGAGGCCAUACAGGUUGAGGAGAAUGGAUUGAGUUUCUCCUUGGAAGCUGUCAAGAGGCUCCAGGAGCUGUCGGAGAACAGGGCCAUGACGGGACAACUAAACCCGAGAUUCAGGGCAAGCCCCGUGUCCCUCUGUGCCGAGCCCAUGCUCCCCCAGGAGCUGCUGCCCCUCUGCAAGCAGACCGGAGGGUCUGCAUCUCUGGUUAGGCUAGCUGUGGUUCCCAUUGACGUUUGUGAGAUAUGUGCCUUUGCCGCCUGCACUGGUUGCUAAACUCCUGCUGCAAGCCAGAAACAUCUUGCCUUGCCUUGCCUGGCUAGUGAUCUUUUUGUCCUCCCAUCCCCUUUAAAACCUAAUAAUUGUUUCUCUGAAAUGAUGAACCAAACGCUUUAUCCCUGAUUUUGACCCAGCCUCAGUGGGCACUUGAUGUAUUUUGAAAUAACUAUUAGACCAAAAAAUGGCCACAAAAGAUCAGACUGAGGAAUGUUUCAAAAACUGUUACUAUGUCGCGUACUGACCUUAUUUUUAUUAUUCAACUGACAGCAUUUUUCCAAACUGUUUAUUUUGGAUUUUACUUUGGUUGUUACAUUUCUUUUACCUUACUAUAUAUUUAAGGAGAUGUUUUCUUUUUCACUUUUUUUUUAU
This is a messenger RNA of Girardinichthys multiradiatus, 792 nucleotides long. Its product is annotated as guanylin family protein. Lineage: Eukaryota; Metazoa; Chordata; Actinopteri; Cyprinodontiformes; Goodeidae. The record is from RefSeq and is a predicted model, not a curated record. Gene Ontology annotation, cellular component: extracellular region. The transcript has 3 exons. The coding region runs from base 94 to 420 and encodes 108 amino acids. Gene Ontology annotation, molecular function: guanylate cyclase activator activity.